UCCCACCAGGUCUCCGCCUCCCUCCCCUUGGUUACCGCCCACCUCGCCGAAGAGACGGAAGCCGGUGGGGUCCGGGCAGGUCCUGGGAGCCUCCAGAGCGCAGGAUGGGCGACUCCAAGGUGAAGGUGGCCGUGCGGAUCCGGCCGAUGAACAAGAGAGAAUUUGACCUUCACACAAAAUGUGUCGUGGAUGUGGAGAAGGAUCAGGUCGUCCUUUACCCCUCCAACAGCAACCUAUCCAAAGGGGAUGCCAGGAGCCAGCCAAAAGUCUUUGCAUACGAUCACUGCUUCUGGUCUAUGGAUGAGUCCGUAACAGAGAAGUUUGCAGGACAAGAUGUUGUUUUUCAGUGCCUUGGUGAGAAUAUUCUCCAGAAUGCCUUUGAGGGGUACAACGCUUGUAUCUUUGCCUAUGGUCAGACCGGCUCAGGGAAGUCCUACACAAUGAUGGGCACAGCGGACCAACCUGGUCUGAUCCCCAGACUAUGCAGCACCCUCUUCGAGAGAACUCAAAAAGCUGAGAAUGAGGAAUUGAGCUUUAAAGUGGAAGUUUCUUACAUGGAAAUCUACAAUGAAAAAGUUCGUGACCUUCUCGACCCUAAAGGAAGUAGACAGUCGCUCAAGGUUCGGGAGCACAAGGUUCUUGGCCCAUACGUGGAUGGACUCUCUAAGCUGGCGGUCACCAGUUACAAGGAUAUUGAGUCCCUUAUGUCAGAAGGGAACAAAUCCCGGACUGUAGCAGCGACCAACAUGAAUGAAGAGAGCAGCCGGUCACAUGCGGUCUUCAACAUCAUCCUCACCCACACCAUCACUGACGUACAGUCUGCGACCUCAGGUGAGAAGGUGAGUAAGCUCAGCCUGGUGGAUUUAGCCGGGAGCGAGAGAGCCACAAAGACUGGAGCAGCCGGGGAGCGUCUGAAAGAAGGGAGCAACAUCAACAAGUCCCUCACUACCCUGGGGCUGGUCAUCUCUGCGCUGGCAGACCAAGGGGCUGGCAAGAAUAAAAAUAAGUUUGUUCCGUAUCGGGACUCUGUAUUAACAUGGCUGCUGAAGGACAGUCUGGGCGGUAACAGCAAGACCGCCAUGGUGGCGACGGUCAGUCCUGCAGCUGACAACUACGACGAGACCCUUUCUACGCUACGGUACGCCGAUCGGGCCAAAAACAUAGUCAAUCACGCCGUGGUGAAUGAAGACCCCAACGCCCGCAUCAUCCGGGAGCUGCGAGAGGAGGUGGAGAAGCUGAGGGAUCAGCUGACACAGGCCGAGUCCAUGAAGGCUCCGGAGCUGAAGGAACGGUUACAGGAGUCUGAGAAGCUCAUCCAAGAAAUGACUGUUACAUGGGAGGAGAAGCUGCGGAAAACGGAGGAAGUUGCUCAGGAGCGUCAGAAGCAGCUGGAAAGUCUCGGGAUCUCCUUGCAAUCCUCCGGGAUUAAAGUCGGAGAUAAUAAAUGUUUCUUAGUUAAUUUAAAUGCAGACCCUGCCCUCAACGAACUUCUGGUGUAUUAUCUUAAGGAUCAUACGCUCAUAGGAUCGGACGACUCGCAGGAUAUCCAGCUAUGUGGGAUGGGAAUCCUUCCGGCGCACUGCAUCGUAGAUAUUUCCACGGAAGGACAAGUCGUAUUAACGCCAAUGAAAAACGCUAGGACCUUAGUAAAUGGCUCCGUGGUCACCAAUCCCACCCAGCUGCAGCACGGGGACCGCAUUCUCUGGGGCAACAAUCACUUUUUCAGGAUAAGCUUACCAAAGAAAAAGAAGGCGGAGCGGGAGGACGAGGAGCGAGACACCAGCAUGAGGAACAGCAGCAGCUUCGAGCAGCUUGACGCCGACGGGGAUUCAUCCAGCGAGGUGUCCAGUGAGGUCAACUUCAACUAUGAGUACGCCCAGAUGGAGGUCAUGAUGAAGGGUCUGGGAAAUAAUGAUCCCAUGCAGGCCCUUCUGCAGACCAUGGAGCAGCAGCACGAAGAGGAGAAGCGCACGGCACUGGAACGCCAAAGGCUGAUGUAUGAGCAUGAACUGGAGCAGCUGCGCAGGAGGCUAUCCCCGGAGAAGCAGCACUACCGCAGCAUGGACAGGUUCUCCUUUGGGUCGCCCAAUGCACAACAGCGCAUCAGGCAGUGGACAGAAGAGAGGGAAGUGAUGCUGCAUCACAGCUUAUCGAAGCUGCGGGACCAGAUCGCUAAAGCAAAUAUGUACGUCCAGGAGGCCAAUUUCAUUGCUGAUGAGAUGGACAAGAGGACGGAGUACAAGGUGACCCUACAGAUCCCAGCGUCCAGCUUAAACGCCAACAGGAAGCGUGGAGAAGUCCUCAGUGAACCGGCCAUCCAAGUGAGAAGGAAAGGGAAAGGCAAACAGAUCUGGUCCCUGGAGAAACUGGAGAAUCGUCUGGUGGACAUAAGAGACCUCUACCAGGAGUGGAAAGCCUGUGAAGAGGACAGUCCUGUGAUCCGGGCCUACUUCCGCCGCGCCGACCCUUUCUACGACGAGCAGGAGAAUCAUAGUCUCAUAGGGGUUGCCAAUGUGUUUUUAGAGUCCCUCUUCCAUGACGUGAAGCUUCAGUAUGCGGUGCCCAUCAUCAACCAAAAGGGAGAGAUCGCUGGCCGUCUGCACAUAGAAGUUGUCCGUGUCAGUGGAGACAUUGACGAGCGGAUAGCCGGAGGGGAAGAUGGAGAUUUAUCAAACGACAGCAAAACUCAGGAGCACAAACUAGUCUGUAUGGUGAAGGUCCUCCAGGCCACAGGUUUGCCGCAGCACCUUACCAACUUUGUAUUCUGUCAUUAUACUUUCUAUGAUCAACCAGAGCCGAUCAUGGUGGCCCCUGAAGUAGACCCCAGCACCUCCUCUCCUAUCAGUAAGGAACCCCAGUGCAUGGUGGUCUUUGAUCACUGUAAGGAGUUUUCUGUCAACAUCUCAGAAGAUUUCCUGGAUUAUUUAGCCGAGGGGGCUUUGGCCAUCGAAGUUUAUGGACACAAAGCGAGUGACCCCCGUAAAAAUCCUGCCCUGUGGGAUCUGGGAAUAAUCCAGGCAAAAACACGCAGUUUACGAGACAGGUGGAGUGAAGUUACCCGGAAGGUUGAGUUGUGGGUCCAGAUCUUAGAACUGAAUGAAAAUGGCGAGUUUUGUCCUGUCGAAGUCAUCGCUGCCAAAGAUGUGCAAACAGGAGGCAUCUACCAGCUGAGACAGGGACAGUCUCGCCGUCUACAGGUGGAAGUGCGAUCUGUACAGGACUCGGGAACACUACCUCUUAUAGAAGAUUCCAUAUUGUCUGUGUCUGUGGGGUGUGUAAAAAUUGUGCAUGCCAAGACCGGCAAGGGUCACGAUGGGCAUCAGGAUGCUGGAGAAGAUAUUGAUAGUUAUCAGGACCGGGAUUUGGACAGACUGAAGAGGAAAUGGCUGAACGCCCUGACCAAGCGCCAGGAGUACUUAGAUCAGCAGCUGCAGAAGCUGGUCAGCAGACAAGAUAAGACUGAAGAUGAUGCAGAACGUGAGGCCCAACUCCUGGAGAUGAGACUGACUCUGACUGAAGAGAGGAACUCCGUCCUGGUGCCCUCCGCAGGAAGCGGGAUUCCCGGAUCACCCGCUAACUGGACCCCAGUGUCAGGGAUGGAAACUCAUAUUCCUGUUAUUUUCCUGGACCUUAAUGUGGAUGACUUCAGCUCCCAGGACAAUCUGGAUGAACCUGAAGCAGCCGGGUGGGAUGCAACACUGACGAGUGAAGAGGAAGACGAGUUCUUUGAUUUACAGAUUGUCAAACACCACGAAACUGAGGUGAAGGCUGAAGCCUCAUGGGACUGCACCGUCCACAACUGCCCCCAGCUUAGUAAGGGAUCCUCAGCGGAUGAGCGGGUUUUCCUCAUCGUCCGAGUUACGGUUCAGCUCAGUCACCCCGCCGAGAUGCAGCUGGUUCUACGCAAGCGGAUAUGUGUGAACGUCUACAGCCGACAGGGAUUUGCUCAGAGUUUGCUGAGGAGAAUGUCUUCAAGAAGUAACAUCGCAAGCUGCGGUGUAACUGUGGAAAUAGUCUCCAAUAUUCCUGAGGACUCCCAAGGAGCAGAGGACCGGGAAGCCCUGGCAAGAAUGGCUGCAGAUGUGGACUACGACAACUCCACAGCUUACAUAGAGAAGUACUUACGCAGCGUUUUGGCCGUAGAGAACAUCCUCACCUUGGAUCGGCUGCGUCAGGAGGUGGCAGUAAAGGAGCAGUUAUCAGGAAAAGGAAAGCUGAGUAGGAAAAGCUUAAGUUCACCCAAUGUCCACAGGUUAUCAGGGAGUCGUGGGGAGCUGGGAGCGCAGCACAAUCUGGCGGGUAACAGAGGUCGAUGGGAAAGCCAGCAAGACGUGUCUCAAUCCUCAACCCUCUCCAACCGCAGCAGCGGUUCCCCACUGCGACCUGCCUCACCCGCAGGAUCAGGGCACAACCAGUCUCAGGACUCAGGUCAUGAUACGUCAUUAUCAUCCUACUUAAACCCUGUCAAAUCCUUCGUGCCUCAGAUGCCCAAACUCCUUAAAUCUCUACUCCCUCAGCGAGAUGAGAAGAACAGACAGCCGGGACCCUUGACCGCUGCUCAGGCUGUCCCACGGAUUAUAGUCCAGUCGGCCAGUAUUGAUGACAAUGCGUUCAAGCCUAAACCGGUAAACCACGAAGAAUGGGCUGGGAUCCGGCAACCAGUGAUUGCUCGCUCCCCGGUGCAAGCCAAGAAAAGUGACAAGUCACCAUCAGUGCCUUCCCAACCAAAAGUCCUCGAUUCUCCAGUACAGGAGUCCCAAGAAGGACCCCCAAGCCCGAUCAGUGAAGCUUCUAGCGGAUACUUCUCCCAUAGCGUUUCCACAGCCACACUAUCAGAGGCUUUAAUCGCAGGGAACGAAGUGCCUACAGGACAAACACCCAGUCCGGUGGCUACCAAUAUUAGCUUGGCUACAAUACCUACCUCUCAAGAGCCUGAGAAAGACCUUGCGGGAAAGCUGGAAGCAUUGUGUGAUCAUCCCUCAGACAAAGCUGAGCAUGGAAAGGAGCUGGAGGAACCCAUUCAGGAUGAAGACUUUUAUCGUACGAAAUAUCAGGACUUAAGUUCUAACAACUCUAUAGACCCCUCCAAAGAUCUUCCUUCCCAAGAUAAGCUCCCAGUGACAGGCUUGACAUCCUUCGAAAACAAAGGGGACCCCAAGGACUCUUCUUCCCAAGGUCCUAAACCAUUAACCUCUGACCUCGACCUCCAAAGUAAAGUCAUACUGUCACCUUUCAAAAUACAGAAGGUAAAAACAUCGGAGCUGAAGUCCUUCACACGGAUGCUCGGGGAUGAACUAGGAGAACCAACAAGCUUGGCCAAGGUGGUGGGAACAGGGGCAAAGGGAAGUCGGGAGAAGUUAAAUGACCAAGUAGGAAGUGGUGAAGACCCAUCAGAAGCAACAUCUGACUCAGAGGAAUCUCAGGAGGUUCCUGAAUGGUUGAAAGAGGGUGAAUACGUUACCGUCGGGACCAAUAAGAACGGAAUCGUAAGAUACAUUGGACCUGCAGAUUUUCAGGAAGGGAUGUGGAUCGGUGUGGAACUGGACUUCCCUGCAGGCAAAAAUGAUGGCUCUGUUGGUGGCAAAUACUACUUUAAAUGUAACCCAGGCUACGGUGUCUUGGUUAGACCCAAUAGGGUGAAGAAAGCCACCGGUACAGGCCGGAGAAAAAGUGCCGGGUUGCGUUUGCAGGGAGGAAUCUCUUCAGAAGACCGGAAAAGUGGGAGCUUGUCAGGAUCUGCUGGAAAUCUUUCGGCAUUGACCACCGCCCUGUCUAAGUCAGAUAGAGCUGCAAACAUAAAGGCAGAUGCCCGAAAAAAGGCGGAGAACCGAAAGUCGUGGGCUAACUAAUCUACAACACACUAAAAGAAGGACAUCAUCUCCAAUGGCCGUUUAUAAGUCUUCUUCACUACUUAUUCGAUGCUGUUCCUGUAGGUACGGCUGUAUACAUAGUAGACAAUGCAGCAUCGGUACGGUAUUUCGUCUUCACACCGGUGACCAUGGCUCAGCUUUGAUCCAAUGACGUGUCUCAUGAAGCAGAGUUGAGAAUGGAUUUCAAUUCUGAUGGCACGGUCGAGCCAAUGAGGUGUGGAAAGCCACCCUAAGACCUCUCUUCACCAUGCGUGUUCCACCUCUUCUUUCACCUCUCUAAACAUGUAUAUAUGUGUAUGUGUAAAUAUGUUCUAUACGUAUGUUGUAUGUUUUUAAGGCAGGCUCCAUGCUCUUCCAUGAUCCUGCCCGACCUCUAAGUCACUUUGUCACAAUCAGACAGAAAUCUGACAUAAGGGAAAAUAGACUGGGACCAGUGUGUGUCCGGUCACAUCUGUGUGUACACAUGUAUAUUAGCGGGCUUCAUGUAUGGAUGCACAGUGGGUUUUUGGAAAGUAUAAUGUGCAAUGAGCAGCAAAGGCGGUCACGUUGUAGACAAGAGCUUACGUUGACCAAUGUCCAUUAAAGCUCCCUAUAUGCACUCUUAUUUUUGUGCACCCAUGAUCCUUGGUUAUGUUAAUAUUGUUUAAGAAGUUUUUGGGAACUUUUUUGCAUGAUAAAACCACUCUUGUUUUUUUUUUUCACCUCUUAGGUUCUCCACCUAAAUGGGUUUUUAUUAAAACCUGAUUAAUAAUGCCGACCUGGUCAGGUGGCCUAUCUCUAGCAAAUGACCUUUCUUUGAUAUAUCAGAUCUUGAGCUCAAGAAUAAAUGGUGACUUUAAAGGAGUACUCGGCCCCUAGACAUCUUAUCCCCUAUCUAAAGGAUAGGGGAUAAGAUGUCUGAUUGCCGGGGGUCCUGCGUCUGGGGACCCCACGAUCUCCUUUCUGCACCGGCAUUUGUUUAGAGUGUCGGGUGCAGCACUGGAAGCUCGUGACGUCACGUCCUUGCCCCCUCAAUGCAAGUCUAUGGGAGGCCCCUCCAAUAGACUUGCAUUGAGGGGGCGUGGCUGUGACGUCACGAGCUUCUGCCCCGCAUCGCCAGUCAUCCAUCACAGAGCGAAGUUCGCUCCGUGCACCGGAUGUCUGGGGUGCCGCAGCCGAGAUCGCCGCGAUUAGACAGCUUAUAAGAUGUCUAGGGGCGGAGUACCCCUUUAAGUUGAGAGCAAAGAGGAGGCAAGGAGACUUAGGUCUCGUCCCACACAUUUCUUAGUCUCUUUUUGCCUUGAAGAUUAGAUUUUUAGGUGGAGGACCUCAACACUGCCUCUUAGCAAUUUAUGUAAGAUUAAGAUUCAUGAUGUGACACCUAUGAAAGCACAAGUACGUUUUACAAACGGUGGCGGGUCUUAUAUUUAUGUUAUUUAUGGUAUGUGGUGAAGGGUAAUAGUUGUAAUAUUGGAGAUGGCGGGGUGCGAUAUACAAUCUAAUCAUUGUCUAUUGAUGACCACUACAACGCUCGACUAGAGAUUGAUUGCAGCGUGGCAUAUGUCAUGACCAAUGGCCGUGUUGGAACAAGGGCUUUCCUAUUGAGACUUUUCGUCGUAUAUCACUAGCAAAAACUUAGUAUGUGGAUCUAGAACAACUGGUUCCAGUAUUGAUAGAGCCAUUUAUUACUUUCUGUUCUUCUUCUCUGUACUCUGUAGACUGGUAUCCGAGCGCCAGUCACUUGUGUACCUCAACUAAGAGCCUGUUGCCACAACCGUACGUGUUGACUCCCCAUAUCUUCCUUCAUAUCUAAAUGAUAUUUCCCCUUUGAUGAUUCCUUCCUCUUGCCCCUUAUAGACUUUGUAUCCACAUCACAACCUUGCACUUACUACACUACAGUUAUGACACCACUAGAGAACCUCAGGUUGGAGACCAUUGCUGUAGAGCAACAUCUGCACCACAAAUGGUGUAAUCCAGACUGUGCGGUUGUUCGCACUGUAAUAGUCAUCCACAAUUAUAGCACUUUCACUGGCACAUGGUAUCUGCGUGUACUGUGGUUUCUGGAAUAUUUACUAUGCAUAUCUGUCUCUUGUGUGAGCUCUAAUACAUAUGGAUCGAGGCAUGGAUGACAUGCACAGAAAAUCAGGACCAAAUGUGAACGUAGGGGGGAGGUGUGAAUUAGCUCGCAAUGUGCAACUCAUUGAUCCCAAGGGUCAAUUAUAGCAAAAAAAAAACAUAUGUCCAUUGUAUGUUUCCUACAAAGUGCCUUAACCCCUUAGUCCACCUCAGACUGGAGGCAGCUAAAAGACUACAGAGUUGAGAUUCAAUCGACAGAUUACUUUGCUUGUUGACCCCCAAGGAUCUCUAGAACAUAGGUGUUCCUUGACUUCAAUCAAGACUUUCCAGCACUGGACCAAUAUUGUUCUCUCGAGAGAAGCUGAUUUGUAGGCGCAUGGCCCCAGAGAUGUUAUUCAUAAAAUGAAAAGUGCUGCCAAUGGUUUACAACUGGCAUAAAGUGUUGAGGCCAUCUUCUCACGAAUUGGGUAUAGAUAGAGGGCUACUUGUCUUGAGUAUCGACACUCAAUCGAGCUUCUGAAAUUUUCAUGACUUUUCUUCUUUUAACCUCUAAUAGGAAAUAUUUUUAGACCUCUAUGGUUUUGGCUUUCAGAAGUUCCAUCUUGAGGCAUCCUUCUGUAGGUGCUGCAUUGGUCUUCUACUUCUUCACCUUGUAACAUUCUGACACAUCGACCUAUUUAGCUUCACGAGUCUAAGAUGGACCGUGGUGACUUGAGAUCACUUGCUAAGGCCACCUUUAAUUUGUCUUUUUAAAGUUUCCCGAGACCUUACUAAAGCCUCAAGUUCUCUUUUUGUAGUUUUUUUUUUGUGUAGUAGUUUUAUAGUAUCGCUCUAUAUUAUGUCUCUGCCAAGUAUCUAUUGCAAACCACAUUUGCCUUUCUGUUAAGAACGUGUCUUCUUGUUUGAAAGUACUUUCAGACGAUAGUUUGUUUUGGUUUUUGGACCUCUUUUUAUGAAAGUAGCUGAACUAUAUUCAUCCCGUUGAGUUAGUUGUAGACAUAGGGUUUCGUCUCUUGCAGAAAGAUCCUUCAGUAGACCUUGGAUCACCAAGGAGUUCUCUUGCCUGUGUAGGUGGUGAAGUUCUUGAAGGACCUUUUGGAUCAAGGAGUUCUCUUGCCUGUGUAGGUGGUGAAGUUCUUGAAGGACCUUGGACCAAGAAAUUCUCCUGCCUGUGUAGGUGGUAAAGUUCAUGAAGGACCUUGGACCAAAUAUGAUCACUCACUUCUUCUAAAGUUGCCCUGGCUACCUUAUUCAAGACCACUGUCAUUUUUUUAGUCGAAGCCAGAGCUGUGUUAUGUCCCUUGUGUUGAUAAGCCACCCCACCCAAAUAAAAAAAAAAAUAUUUUUUUUUGUGGGAAGGAGGCUAGCAAUCUGUACACUAUGGAAGUACCUUUUAAAUUCAUUUGUACAUAUUUUAAUGCACUUUACUUGACCUUAAUCAGCCAUAUGCUGUUAAAAUCAAGCAACAAAAAAAUUUAUUAAAACAUCUCGUGUCUCGUAAACAUUUUUUGUAUUUUUUUUCUUUUGCUUGCACUGCUGCUGCGGUUUUAAGAGAUUAUGUACAUAUAUAAAUAUAGAUUUUUAUUGUCCAGUAAUAGCUGGAGCCUGCAGCCCACUGCCACAGAUUAGGGAGAUCUACAUGGGUGCUGAGCCCAGGGAAGAUGAAUUAUUCUUUGGUUAAAAAAAAACUAAAUAAGCCCCAGCUGGGGGUGACAGUGUUUUGAGCAAGGGCAGAGACUAAUGACAUGACUCCACCCACGCUUAGAUGUCAUUGUUAGAUAUUUGGCCGUUCAACUAGUUGAUUAUCUAAAUAGUGAGCUUCCAACUGUUGCAAAACUACAACUUCCAGCAUGCCCGGACAGACAACAGCUGUCCGGGCAUGCUGGGAGUUGUAGUUUUGUAACUGUUGGAGGCACACUGUUUUGAAAACACUGGUCUAAACCAUUUCAGUGGAGGGUCACUAACCCACUGUCCACGAAGAUCCAGGUCAAACUCGACCACAAGGAGGGUCCUGUAAUCUACAUGGGGGGAAUUGUGGGUAAUGGCACUUGUGCAAGGGUUGGGUCUAUUGACUUGACUCCACCCAUGUUUAGAUGUCGGUGUGAGAUUCUUAUUCAUUCAACUAGUUGAUCAUCUAAUGCUUUUCAGUGGAGGGUCACUGUCCUCAAAGCUUGAGGUCAAGCUCCACCACAGGAGCUACAUGGAGGGGAUUGACAUGACUCCACCCGUGCUUUGAGUGUUUAGUGCAGAGGAGGGGACUCUUGCCAUGACUCCACCCAUGCUUUGAUGCUAGUGUGAGAUUCUUUUCCGUUCAACUAGUUGAUCCUCUAAAGCUUUUCAGUGGAGGGUCACUUUCCUCAAAGCUUAAGAUCAAGCUCCACCACAGGAGCUACAUGGAGGGGAUUGUGGGUAAUUGCAUUAUUCCACCCGUGCUUUGACAGUGUUUUGUGCAGGGGAGGGGACUAUUGCCAUGACUCCACCCAUGCUUAGAUGUCUGUUAGAGAUUUGUGUGGGUUCAACUAGUAGAUCGUCUAAAGCUUUUCAGUGGAGGGUCACUGACCUCAGCCUAAGGUCAAGCUACAUGGAGGGGAUUUUGGGUAAUGACAUUAUUCCACCCAUUCUUUGAUGCCACUUGAUGUGAGACUAUUUUCUCUCCCCCCUCUUCUCACAGUGGCCCGCACCCACUACAGCCUUCACAAACCUAUCGGCUUAUAUCUGGUAGUAAAUACUUACGAUGUGCCUUAAUUUUCCUAGAUAUUUUAGACAAAAAAAAAACUUUUUAUAUUGCGGUUUGGUAAACAAGACUCCAUAUUGAAUCAUCUUCUAUAUCUACACUGGGACUAUUUCUCUUUUUUUAUUAUUCUUUUUCUCUUUCUCUUUUCUACGGGAAUAGUAUCACUAAUAUUUUUGCUGGGAUUUGAUUAAGUUUGUAAAUUGUUGCAAGUAAAGCAGCUGGCACAUAAACGUAAUAAUGUCAUAAUUGCGCCCGGAAUCAAUGCUUUUUCCUGGCUUUAUGGAAAUGGUUAUGUUGUAUUUAAAAAAAAAAAAAUUGUUCUUGCCUGAAGAGACGGACUCCCACGUCCCUAAUUUGCUCAGCUGCAAAGGUGUAAGGAUAAGCGCCGCGAUACGAUUAUGUUUUCAUACGUUUUUUCAUGUAUUAUGUCUCUGUUGAGAGGAAUGAGCACAUUGUGGAUCUCCAGCCAUCAUAGAACAUUCCGGGUUCGGAACGUUUUCAGUACAGGUUAUUUAGUGUUGUAGAUUCUAGACUAGUGUUUCCCAACCCAGGGUGCCUCCAGCUGUUACAAAUCUACAAAUCCCAGCAUGCCCAGAAAGUCUUUGGCUGUCCGGGCACACUGGGAGUUAUAGUUGUGUAACAGCUGGAGGCAGGGUGCCUCCAGCUGUUGCACAACUAUAACUCCCAGCAUGCCCAGACAGCCUGGGUUGGGAAACACUGUUCUAGACACUUCACGGUAAUGUUCACAUUGAUCGGUGUUAGGGGGCCCGGAGAAUUGUUCCUAGAAUUUUUAAGCAAUUUUUGGACAAUGGACUGUAUAGAUUUAAAAAAUGAUGGGAAAAAAUUUAAAACGCUGAAUUCCAAAGAGACAUCUAAUAAACUGCAAGAUUUUAAAAAAAUGAUUUUUAUUGAACUACUGUAUGAUGCUCAACAAUGUCUAAUGAAUAAACUUUUUUUAAACAUGAA
Messenger RNA from Hyla sarda, 11625 nucleotides. RefSeq names its product kinesin family member 13B (gene KIF13B). Gene Ontology annotation, molecular function: microtubule motor activity; ATP binding; cell adhesion molecule binding. NCBI's taxonomy places the organism in Eukaryota, Metazoa, Chordata, Amphibia, Anura, Hylidae. Gene Ontology annotation, biological process: regulation of protein localization; microtubule-based movement. Bases 105 to 5849 code for a protein of 1914 amino acids. The record is from RefSeq and is a predicted model, not a curated record. The transcript has 40 exons. Gene Ontology annotation, cellular component: adherens junction.